Messenger RNA from Anopheles gambiae (African malaria mosquito), 1958 nucleotides. RefSeq lists its product as uncharacterized. The record is from RefSeq and is a predicted model, not a curated record. NCBI's taxonomy places the organism in Eukaryota, Metazoa, Arthropoda, Insecta, Diptera, Culicidae. Bases 159 to 1559 code for a protein of 466 amino acids. Gene Ontology annotation, molecular function: nucleic acid binding. The transcript is spliced from 4 exons.
UUAGAUUAUAUUUUAGUGCGCUAUUGAUAGUAUUUUAGCGCAACAGGUUAUUUUAUAUGACCAAUACACUCACAUUUAGGUUCAAUCACAUUGUCGCGUAGUAAGGAAACUUUUUCCAGAACAAAGAAAUACUCAGAUCCCUUUGUACAGAUUGUAGUAUGAAUCUAAGCUCUACCAACGGACUACAGCGAGUAACCAGUUUGCCGGCAAAGACACUUAAAAAGCAAAACAGGCGCAAGCGAUUCAAUCGUAGCCGGCGACGGAAAAACAUAAAACUGGUGGCCACACGUCCAGCAAGUACAAUACACGUAGCGAUACAUCCUGCCCUACCGCCAGAAUCGCCCGAACCACCUGUUGUUGACAGUAGCUGGGACAUCGAUUCGUACCGCACCCGAUUCGAUACUGUAUCGCUGUGGAACCUGAAGAAAUGGUUCAUGGAACUGCACAAGGACACCAUCCCGGAGCAUGAGCUCGUCCCUUUGGCGCAGGUAUUUGCCAGCAUGGAAGCGUACGGCUGCACGUACGAGCCCGAGCUGAUGGAGCGGGCGAGCCAGCUCGGGGAACCGAUCGCUCGAGUUUACUGCGAGCUGAAACAGCACAAGUGUGCCCGCACGCUCGUGUCGGCCGAUACGGCGGUCCGCGCAUGGCUGGACGGUGUUACGUACGCGGACGAGCAGGAGUCCAUCCGGCAGAUGCAAAUUGCGCAGAUCACUCCCGUGUUUCCCGCGCAAACGUUGGCCGCGAUAUUCCAAAACAUUGUGGUGGUGAACAACUCGUUGAAGGAAACGACGGAAUGGUUUGAGCGUCUCGGCGGCGGUACGAUAUCGAUUGCGAUCAGUCCCAUAUCGUACGGCGUGUUUGAGGUGAAGGCGUACGCGGCCAACUUUUUCAUCAACAAGGCAGCCGGCACGUACCAGAAGGCGUACGCGCAGUGUGUGGCGGAUUUGCUGGAAAUCUUGAAAAACUACUGCUAUCAGGUGAACUACAUACAACGGUUUUCCUACCUGCAAUACAAUGUCGAACGGUUGCCGAAGGAAGGUGAGCUGGCACCGGUGGGACAAUGUUUGCAGCAGAACAACAUCGGCUACCGGAUGCUGCAAAAGCUCGGCUGGACCGGGGGACCGCUUGGGUACAAGCAGACCGGCAUCCUGAACCCGAUCGAGGUGCCCGCCAAGCACGAUCGCCGUGGGUUGGGCUGCAUCAAGGCCAAGAAAAGGAAACCGGGGAAAGCUGACCAUGGGGACGGGGACCACUGUGCACUGGAUUUGCACUUUUACCACGAGCUUAUGCUCUCGAUCGUCGCCCGCAAACCGUACUACGAUCUUAUCUUUUCGCCCGAGUUUACCGAAAAUGAGCGUAUCGUGUUAACCCGAUUAGCGGCACAGUGGCGGCUUCGCUGUGAAACACGGCUAGCAGUAACUGGGCAGGCUCAGUUUGUCAUCAAGCGCUUUCCGCUACCGCCCCACGACGUCCUGGUGCAGGUGCUGAUCGAAAAGCAUCCGCUCGUGUCCAAGUACUAUGAAGUAGUACCGCCCAAGGUAGGACUCAUAACGCUCUGAUCGCUACCGGGACCGGCCGGGACGGAUGGCUUGUUGAAAGUGUGAACUUUGCGCGUGAUUUUAGACGGUUGGAAAGGUAGAAGAGUUCAGGGUUGCCACCAUACACUAUGCGUAUGAGAUGGUAGUGCUCAGCACGCAUUACUUACUAGGAGGCACACUAAGAGACGCGUGUAAGCGUAAGUAAGAGCGAACUAGAUGGAGCCGAAGCUUGGAUUAGUCGAUAGUGGAACUGACGAUAGAAUACAGGUUCACUUAAAACCCGAUAAUUCCGCCAAGCGUGUAGCGCUAGAGAGAAUUAUUAUACCGAGCUGAUUUUAGUGCGUUAAGUAUUUACCAUUUUGGAAUUAAGCAUGAAUAAUGUGCAAAAGCGAAUAAAAUGAAUUUAAUUGUACCCAAAAA